Trichoderma asperellum CBS 433.97 is the source of this 313-nucleotide messenger RNA. Lineage: Eukaryota; Fungi; Ascomycota; Sordariomycetes; Hypocreales; Hypocreaceae. The record is from RefSeq and is a predicted model, not a curated record.
AAUCAAACUCCAUACUUUGUGAUUUUUCCAUUUCAUCUGGUAUAUAGUGUAUAUAUCUCGUUAAACAUAAUUUUUUUCUUAUUCAACAGCGCAAUAUGGAGAAACGAUCUCGGCCUCCAGCAGGUAUUAUCUUUUUCAUGAUUCCUUCGUGUGCAGCACACUUACUACCUGAGUAUUAUAUCUGUAUUAAGACAAAGGGAAGAAAACAGCAACAAAAGAGACAAAAACUGAAAAAAAAACAUAAAAGAUUCCGAACAGAUUAGGCAAAAUGAGCAGUCGUAAGACAGUAAAGUCAUGUCUAGUUGAGCAAAGU